Molecule: messenger RNA, 1373 nt
Organism: Lactuca saligna
Lineage: Eukaryota; Viridiplantae; Streptophyta; Magnoliopsida; Asterales; Asteraceae
Source: the annotation of a GenBank genome assembly
AUGUAAAAACCCAAAAGUUUAAGGGCUCAAAUGAAAUUUAGUAUAAAUUAAAUUGGGUAGCGUUUGGCGAUUUGAAAUCGAAUAAAAAACUUUUGCCUCUUCUCCGUAGAAAGGCUUCAAUGGACCCUUGAGCCGUUUGAAGAGAAGCGAGGCUGUUCUGUUUCACGGCAAUCCUCCUCCCUCUUUCUCCGGCGUAUCUUCUCGUUGACUUGUCAACGCCAACAUCUUCAUUUUCGGUAUCUACUACAAAAUCAGCCAACUUAUGGACAAGGAUCACAAAAGAGUGCAUUAUCUAACUGAUAGCCAUGAACAAGAAUGCCAUAAGGAAAAAGAAUGUUAUUUUGAGAGUCCAGGUGUUGAGAUUCUUGAAACAUCAAACAGAAAGUCAACUCGUUUACAAAUGAAGAACAAAUUAUCAUCAUGCUCACAAGCUAUAUUCAAAUCUCACAAGAACACUUCCAAAUAUACAAUGAAAUCUUCUUCAAAAACAAUCCUAGAUGGAAACACUCCCAUUUCUGAUAUCAAGAUUAAUGAAAAAAAUGGUGUAUUUUUAACAGAUACUGCCUCCAUGAAAUCUUCUACAGUAGUUCCAUCUUUUAAAUAUCAUAUAGGGGCAAAAGAUGGGAUUCAGCUUAUUGUUGAUUUGAAUUUAAAGAGAUCUGAUUGGUUAAGAAGUAUGGAAAAAACAGUUUGUGUAUGCCAAAAUCAUUUAAAGCCCAAAUUUGAAAGCUUUAGGCAGGAGGUUGAAUGUUUAGGAGGCAAAAGUAGUUCAACGGACAAAAAUACCCUUUCAGAUGCUAGCUUCAACUCUUAUCCCCAAAAUAAGUUUUCAAUUAAAUCCAUGAGUAAUGAAAUUGGAAAAUCUCUUCCUUCAAAACAUCAUUGGUCAAAGUUUGACCAAAGCUCAGAAUAUUUGGAAAAUGUGACAUUUUCUUCUGAGAAAGAUCCGUCAUGUUCUAGAAGGGGAAAUAUAUAUUUGGAAAAUGAGGAAAGGAUCAAUUCUACACAAGGAAUUGAAGUUUUAGGAGAGGAAAAUGUGUCUAAAAGAAAGAAAGUUUAUCACAAAAGUGGUCAAAUUCAUGGUCAAUCUCAUGAAAGAAUUUUAAGAAGCACAAAAUUAUUUGGUGGGGAGAUUCUUCAAAGUGGUGGACUUGUGAUAAGGCGAUCAUUUCGUCUUCAUUCCAAGGCUGUUACAUGAUUGAUUUGAAGGUGCUCAAGUUUUCUGAUUUACACAUUUACCCUUACACACAAAUAAUGAAAAUUUAUAUAAAUUUGUUGGAGGUUUGGUUUGAUGUAGCAUUUGUACUUUUUUUCAAAAUUUAUGCUUGGUUGCUAGGCGGACGAUUAUAACAAUUAUAAACAUAAACACGAUG